Messenger RNA from Saccostrea echinata, 1470 nucleotides. Its product is annotated as arylacetamide deacetylase-like. The record is from RefSeq and is a predicted model, not a curated record. Gene Ontology annotation, cellular component: cytosol. Gene Ontology annotation, biological process: triglyceride catabolic process. The coding region runs from base 1 to 1224 and encodes 407 amino acids. Gene Ontology annotation, molecular function: sterol ester esterase activity; triacylglycerol lipase activity. Lineage: Eukaryota; Metazoa; Mollusca; Bivalvia; Ostreida; Ostreidae. The transcript is spliced from 6 exons.
AUGGCCUACCUUUUGGAGGGAAGUCUCGUUUUUGGUGUUGGAAUAAUAGCAAUUCUGACGUACAGAUUUUUCAUUAUUCCAAUGCCACCGCAAGCUGAGGAAAAAACAAAGAGGCGGAUUUUACUGUUAAUAUGGUGGAUCUUAGGAAGAGUGACGAAGUUACGAAUGUGGUUGGGAAAAGGUCAUGAAAUGCUGUUACUACAACUGGAACCACCACCUCGGUCACAUCCAGGGGACACUGUAAUCACAGAAAACACUGUGUUAGGAGGCAUUCCAGUCCGAAUUUUUCGGCCCACAAAAACAAAUACCAGCGAUGAGAAACUUCCUGGGGUGAUAUAUUUUCAUGGAGGAGGGUGGUGCUGGGAAGUAUGGGAGGGAUAUGACUCAGUGCUCAGGAUUUUGGUACGAUUAAGGAAAAUGGUCAUUGUAUCAGUUCGCUAUCGCCUCGCUCCAAAAAAUCCAUUUCCGGCUGCACCAGACGAUUGUUUUGCUGUCACCCGUUAUGUCUUAGAAAACACAGAAACCCUUGGAAUAAACCAGAACUAUGUCACGUUGAUGGGAGACAGUGCUGGUGGAAAUUUAGCUAUGGCUAUGAUGAUAAAAUUACUGUCGUCCUCAAUAGAAAGAGAAAACCUUCCAAAAAUCAGGAACUUGGUUCUCAUAUAUCCUGCAUUACAAGCAGUGAAUUUCAGAACGCCAUCUUUCCAAAAAUACAGGGGAUCAAAUGUUCCGACCAUUCUUUCUUCUGAACUAAUGAUGAAAUUUUACGUAGCUUAUGCUUUAGGAAUGGAAAUUGUAAAUGUUGAUGAACUCUUGGAGAACUGUCACUGGACAAAUGAGGUCAAAGAAAAGACCAUCUGGGUAAAGAUCGACACUUUGCCACCUCAGCUUCGUGAGGGGGUUGAUAAUUCAUCCAAACCAAAACUAGUAAAUCCAACUUUAGCAAAGAAAUUAAACAAGUACUUUCUAGAUCCGCUGUUUUCGCCUCUUUUAGUAGACGACAAUGUUUUGAAGAGGUUUCCUGAAUCAUACAUUUUGUCGGCAGAAAUGGAUCCUCUAAGGGAUGACAGUUUCUUUUUAGUUAACAGACUUCACCGACUUGGAAUAAAUGUUAGACAUCGCCAUUGGAAGGGUAUGGAUCAUGGCUUUGUGAGUCUGCCAGAUCUCUUUUCCAGCUCCCAGAAAGCUUUAGCAGAAAUCGUAGAGUAUCUUAAGGAACACUAAUAGACAACUUUAAUGAUGAUGUACGAUUUCUUCGAAAAUCGGCAAACAAGUCAAAAUGUGUAGAUAACGAACAGUGAUCAGUCAUACAAAUACAGUAAACAAAACGAAUUGUGAAGAGGGCAAAAACAUGGACCCCUAGAAACACCAGAGGUGGGAUCAGGUGCCUAGGAGGAGUAAACAUCCCCUGCUGACCCGUCAUAUCCGCUUGAUUCAUGAGAACUCAAAAGAUUGUUUUAAAUGCUUAUU